Molecule: messenger RNA, 3250 nt
Organism: Electrophorus electricus (electric eel)
Lineage: Eukaryota; Metazoa; Chordata; Actinopteri; Gymnotiformes; Gymnotidae
Gene: cdh19
Product: cadherin 19, type 2
Biological process (GO): multicellular organism development; calcium-dependent cell-cell adhesion; cell-cell junction assembly
Cellular component (GO): adherens junction; plasma membrane; catenin complex
Molecular function (GO): cadherin binding; beta-catenin binding; calcium ion binding
Source: RefSeq, a predicted model, not a curated record
ACCACUGUUUGUUCUCCUCGGGAAGUUAUUGAGAAUGGGGGGAGAGAGAGGGAUGGAGGAGAAAGGGAGAGGUCAUCAGCAGAGUGGGCAUUAGCCUUACAACCAUACUAUGCAGCCGUGGAAUCUAUGAAGCUGUUUCUCAGUUCUAAGACAGCUUAAGGUUAAACAACUGAAGUGGAGUAAGGAGAGGUCACAUACUCAGGAAGAGGGAUUUAAUUAUGGCACUCCAUUCACCAUCUGGAGAACUUCAUGCCUCAGUAAAUGGAAUGGUUUCCAAAGGCCUUCCCACAUAGGCAUUGUUAUCAUUGUUAUCUCCUAAAUUCUGGGCAAUGCCUUGAGAGACUCUUCUAUUUGUCAUCUACUUCCUGGAACUCUUGAAAGAUUCCAUGCAUACUGUCCACUUGGCAUCUUUGUAGACCCAUGACAAAAACGGGACCAGAAUUCUAAUGGAACACUAACUGGCUCUAGGGGUCUAAACGCAUCAUCUGGAGCAGGGGAAAAGGGAGACAGGAAGUGGCCAAACAAUGGAUGGCUGUUCUGUUCUUCCCAUGGUCAUCAUGAUCUCCAUCAUGACUGGUUUAAUGGGGAGUGGAGUAACAGUGUCCAAACAAAGACCGAGUCAGAGCCAGCUCACUGAAGGCCCCCACGCACCCCAGCUCAGAGCAAAACGUGGCUGGAUCUGGAACCAGCUGUUUGUUGAGGAGGAGGAUCCAACACCAAAGAUAAUUGGUCAGCUGAAAUCAAACUACGACACAGGAGACUUCACAAUCAGGUACAUCCUAACUGGCGAGGGAGCUGGAGAGGUCUUCACCAUCGACGAGUACAGCGGUGAGAUCCAUACUCUAAAGGGCCUCGACAGAGAAGAGAAGGCAUUCUAUGUCCUCCGAGCCCAAGCCAUCGACCGCAGGACUGACCAGCCCGUGGAGCCUGAGUCUGAGUUCAUCAUCAAAGUCCAGGAUAUCAAUGACAAUGCCCCCCAGUUUAUAAACGAACCCUACGUGUCCAGUAUUCCAGAGAUGAGCCCAGUCGGGACGACAGUUGUGCAGGUGACAGCCACAGAUGCAGAUGACCCCAUGUUUGGGAAUAAUGCGAAACUCAUCUAUUCCAUUGUGCAAGGAGAGCCAUACUUCUCAGUGGAGCCCAAAACAGGUAUUAUAGUGACUUCAUGGCCAAACAUGGACAGAGAAGCAAGUGAGAAGUAUCUGGUUGUGGUUCAGGUGAAAGAUAUGCUUGGAUUUACUGGAGGCUACAGUGCUACAACGACAGUGACAAUCACUCUUACAGACGUCAAUGACAACGGGCCUAUGUUCCAACACAAUUUAUACACAUUUGGCAUAGCAGAGUCGGCUCCAGUGGGCACAACAGUGGGCAGGGUAAUGGCAAAAGAUGCAGAUGUCGGCGUGAAUGCCAUAAUGAACUACAGUCUAGUUGGCCUGGAGGAGAACGCCACCUUCAGGGUGCAAACGGACCCUGUCACCCAAGAAGGCAUAGUGACACUGGCUAAACCUUUAGACUAUGAGAGCAAGAAGCGUUUUGCCAUCACCAUAGAAGCCACCAAUGACUACGUCGACACUCAAUUCCUAAGCAUCCAUGAAUCUUCUGACAGGACAAAACUGACAAUCCUUGUGACAGAUGUGGAUGAACCUCCUAUCUUCUCUGCUCCUUAUUAUGAAUGGAAAGUUCUAGAGAAUGUACCUGUUGGAACUGAGGUUGGCACAGUCUAUGCCAAAGACACAGAUGCUGCCAACAACUCCAUCAGAUACUCCAUAACCAAGGGCACUGAGCUGAAGAAAGCCUUCAAGAUUGACCCCAACGAUGGAACAGUGUCAGUAGCUAAGCCUCUAGACCGAGAGACAGCAGCUUGGCAAAAUCUCACUGUCACUGCCAAAGAGAUGAAGGAAAAUCAGUUAUCCUCUUCAGUAUCUGUGUUCAUCAAAGUCCUGGACAUCAAUGACAAUAUACCCACUCUGUCCAGGGAUUACAGACCUUAUGUGUGUGAGGGAACACAGGCAGGGGAGGUCAUCCAGAUUAUCAGUGCUGUGGAUGCAGAUGAGCCAGUAGAAGGCCAUCACUUUUAUUUCUCUAUGGUGCCAGAUAAGCACAUCAAUCCCAACUUCACCAUCAGGGACAACCAAGACAACACGGCAGGCAUCUUGACACGUCGUAGCACAUUUACUCGUCAUGACCGCACAAUGUAUCAUCUCCCCGUGGUUACAGUGGACAGUGGCUCCCCAGCCCUUUCCAGCACAAGCACCCUCACCAUCAGCAUAUGUGCCUGCCAGCCUGCAGGACACUGCCCUACAGGUGGAGUGGAAGCACUGGCCCUCUCUAUGGUUGUCAGCAUGCAGGUCUUACUGGGUCUGUCCGUGUGCUUUGUCCUCCUCGUCGUGCUGUCGUUACUAAUGCUAGCUAUAUGGAGGCACAGGAAACUUCAGCAGCAGAAGCUGGCUGCCCAGGAACUUGACGCAGAGGAUUACUCAGAGAAGGUCUUACACUAUGCCGAAACCAACUCUGCUGAGGACGCAACGUGUCCGAUCCAGCCUGUCCCACUGAGGCCCCACCCACGUCGCCGCGAACGUGGACUCCGAAGGGAGGAAGUGGCAGCGAGCAUCCGCAUGUCACUGCGCCACUCACACCUCAUUGGCCCUGAGGAUGAGGUCUUCCAACAGUUCAUAAUGGACCGACUGGCCGAAGCCGAUAGUGACCCCUACGCCCCGCCAUUUGACUGCUUGCACACAUACACCUUCGAAGGGACAGGGUCCCUCUCAGGCUCCCUUAGCUCUUUGGAGUCCUUGACCUUUGACCCCUGCAUGGAUCAACCCCGUGACCCUGGGCCAUGUUUCUUGAGGCUGACUCCCUGGCUAGGAACAGUAGAUGAUGAGACUUCAUUCUGAACUGUGGAGAAAUGAAUGCGUUUACUUUAGACCUAGCCCUUCAUAUAGUUAGAGCUGACCUCACAUACCUGAAAAGGGUAAAGUGAACAUGUGCAUACUAAAGAAUAUGUAUAAUAUUAUUAAAUGUUUUAUAUUAUUAUAUUAUAUUAUUUGGAUAGUUUAUUGUUGUUGUCAUUGUUUCUUUUGUAUUGCAAACAAAAAAGGUCUUAGUCUAUAUUUUGGUUUGAAAAAAGAGUUACAUUAUAGAUUAUAACAUAUUGCUAUUUAUUUAAACAUUUAACACUUUGGUGAAUUAUCUGUAGUAUUUUGAGCAACUGUAUUAUCAAGUUGAAGGAAAUACAUUAUUUUUUCCACUG